Haliotis rufescens (red abalone) is the source of this 428-nucleotide messenger RNA. RefSeq names its product keratin-associated protein 19-2-like. Lineage: Eukaryota; Metazoa; Mollusca; Gastropoda; Lepetellida; Haliotidae. The coding region runs from base 70 to 384 and encodes 104 amino acids. The record is from RefSeq and is a predicted model, not a curated record. The transcript has 4 exons.
GUUCCAUCAUCUCUUAUCUUCACCUGCCGUUGAGACACAGAUACGAGUCAAGACCAAACUAUACUCAAAAUGAUGAAGAUAGUCGCCGCUCUUGUUGCCUGCCUGGCUGUUACCGCCUUUGCCGAGCCUACCGGUCUGUAUGGUGGAAUUGGCGGGUUGAACGGAGGACUGGGCGGAAUUGGCUACGGAAUGGGUGGAUUGUACGGAGGCUUUGGAGGUCUGUACGGAGGCUAUGGAGGUCUGUACGGAGGCAUGGGAGGUCUAUACGGAGGCAAAUACGGAUACGGCAUGGGAGGUCUGUACGGAGGAUUUGGAGGCUAUGGUGGUCUCUACGGAAUGGGAGGAUACGGAAUGGGAUUGGGAAAAGGUAUCGGCUAUUAUUGAGUUAUUAUCACCUGCAGUGUGAUGCUGGCUAUUUAUGUAUAUUC